Molecule: messenger RNA, 1737 nt
Organism: Nelumbo nucifera (sacred lotus)
Lineage: Eukaryota; Viridiplantae; Streptophyta; Magnoliopsida; Proteales; Nelumbonaceae
Product: la-related protein 6C-like
Biological process (GO): RNA processing
Cellular component (GO): nucleus; ribonucleoprotein complex
Molecular function (GO): RNA binding
Source: RefSeq, a predicted model, not a curated record
AAUGAGUCGAUAGGUUCUUCCUUUAGAUGGAACAAGGAUGCCCGCAUUUGGGCGGGGAAUGUGGAUUCAAUAUCGAAGGUAGUUACAACAACGCCAGGAGAAGACAAACGAACGACACUCCCACCACCCACUCACAGAGAGACAAGGAGAGAAAUUGUAAGAAGCAGAAAUUAUAAGCAAAUAUUCCAAGGAAGCUAGCAAGGAAGAGAGGCCAGCCAGAGAAACAUAAUGGCACAUGCACAGCAACGGAGAGAGCCCGAAGAGUCCACAGAAGAAAAGGUGAAUGAUACGCCUGUUUCUUUCAAAUUCAAUGCCCAGGCACCUGAAUUCGUCCCAAGAUCACAGACCCAGAUGCCCAUUACCGGUUAUUUCUACCCCUUCUUUCCCUUUCUCGGUGGGAGCAGCGGCUCCGAUUGGUUUUACAUUGCAGAGCAAGAACCGGUCCAAUAUGUUGCCAAUUCGAAUGUCACGGUGCCCAACUCUUCGAAGAAUUUCCUCAGUGAUGAUCUCCGGCAGAAGAUCAUUAAACAGGUAGAGUACCAAUUCAGCGACAUGAGUUUGAUUGCAAGUGAUAUGCUGGCGAAACAUAUAAAUAAAGAUCCUGAAGGCUAUGUUCCAAUAUCCAUUAUUGCAUCUUCAAAGAAAAUAAAGUCUCUUGUUAGUAACAAUCAUUUGCUCGUCCAAGCACUCCGAGGCUCUUCAAAGCUUGUUGUGAGCGAUGAUGGAAAGAGGAUUAGACGGAAGCACCUUUUCACAGAGAGAGAAAAAGAGGAAUUGCAGUGUCGAACAGUCGCUGUUGAGAAUUUACCUGAAGAUUACUCUCAUCAAAACCUUGAAAAGAUAUUUGGUGUGGUUGGAAGUGUGAAGACAAUUCGAGUAUGCCAUCCCCAAGAAUCAAAUACUUCUCGUUCUAAAGGCGAUGUGUUAAUCAGUAACAAACUGCAUGCACUUGUGGAGUAUGAGACUGUCGACCAGGCUGAGAAAGCAGUUGAAAAGUUGAACGAUGAGAGGAACUGGAGAAAAGGCCUUCGUGUAAGACUGCUACAUAGACGCACGCCAAGAUCUAUUAUAAAAAGUAGGAAGCCGGACUACGACCAUUCUGAUAGGAACUCAGAAGAGGAUGAAGCACCACCGUCUGAAUCACUUGAAGACUCCUCUCAGCCUAAUAGCAUAGAACAUCCCAUGGAAAGCAAUGCUGAAGAUAGCUCCAGUGGAUCAAAGAAAGGGUGGGCAAGGGGCCGUGGGAAGUCCCGUGGGCGCUGUCAAAGUCACAACGGGCGUGGUCUGCUUGCACCUUCCCCACAAUCAACUAGCUCCGUCCUGUCUGAAGCAACAACGAUCAAACAAACUCCCAGGGGGCCAAGAAUGCCUGAUGGGACCCGAGGUUUCACCAUGGGCCGUGGAAAACCAUUGAGCUUGCCGUCUCAUACGACGUCUCAGGCCACUCUACCUCUCGACUGAUGAGUUCUGCUGCCUGCUGCUGCUCUUUAAAGUUUAAACUAUAUCUGUGUUCCCUGGUGAAUGCGCAUUAGGCGUCAUCGAGCGGUUAUUUAGCCAGUAAUAUUACGUGGGCCAGGUUUAUCGUCCAUUGGGUUGGUAGCAAUAAUUGAAGGCAUUGUUACAUUGCAAUCAGCAUAUCCAAAGGAAAAAAAAAAUCAUGGUUGGCUUCUUGAAUCUUUGGUGCAGUCUUCUAUUUUCUGUACACCUUCAUAGGUCUGCUUAGUUUUUUCUGUAUGU